AUGCCUUCUGUUUGGGAGACUCCCUGUGAAUCAGAAGCAAUGCCUGAGACAGUGGUGAAAAUCAUUGGAAGUAAACACUUUCGGUACCUUGUGGAGAAGCCAAAGAUCUCAUCACAGUCAUAUUUGAGGGAGGACACUCAGGUAUCUCUAAAAUUCACCGGGUACUUGGCACAGAAGGAGGAGCAACACCAGGAAAAGAAGAGGAAAUUCCUGGAAAGCACAGAUUCAUUGAACAGUGGACUUAAAAAUUUGUGUGGUUUGAAAGUCGGAGUGGAUAUGGAAAAAACUGCGGCUGAAAUGGCACAGGCAGAGGAACAGCCUCGAAAAAGGCAGAAGGAAAGGGAGAAAGAGGCAGCAGAGCAAGCUGAACUUGGUCAAAGCAGCAUGGUUCCUGAGGAAGAGCAAGCUGCAAGGAAGACCAAGGAGAAGAAAGACGACAAGAGAAUCCCGAUGGGGACAGAGGAGACACGCCUUGAAGAAGCUACAGAAAGCACGUCUACUCCUGAGGACAAGGAGAGCGGGCAGGAGGGGGUGAACAGUACAGCUGAGGAAGGGGCCUGUGAGAGUAAUGCCGGCUCAGAGAGCCGCAGGGCCACAGUGGAGGAACCACCAACAGACCCCAUGCCGGAAGACGAGAAGACGAAUAAAUGUCGCCUUGCUCAAUGUGAAGCUGUUUCUUUAUUAAUCUCCUACAAAGUGUUGCAAGACAUAGGCAUAAAACCUUCAAUUCCCAGCCAGGCAAAUGCCCACUGCAGCUCAGUACCAACUGGAGACCAGUCCCUGUCCUAUAUCCAUGGCCUCCCCAGAAGAAACAUUAGAGACCGGUCCUUGGAACAGAUGGCAAGGGACAGCUCUGACCAACCUGAGGAUUUUGGCCAGAGGCCAAGUGGAACAACAAGAGAAGAUGCUUUUCUUCUUGCCCUGGUCAGAAGAGAACUCAGAUCACGCCCUUUGAGUUCUGGCUUACUAGAAAAAUUUCAGAAAGAGCUGAAGACCCUGGAUCCUAUCUCUUCAGGAUUUCUUCUCCAAUCUCAACUGAGCCGCCUUUUCUUGAGGCAUGAAGUCCCUCUACAGUUACCAACAGUCAAGAUCCUUUGCCAGAGAUUUUCUAGGAGGGACUCUCCAGAAAUGGUGAAUUAUGGAAAGCUCCUCUGGUUUUUAAGAGCUGCAGCUUUAGAUGAUCCACAGCAAAGCAAAGAAGCUGUGGGCAGUAACCCCAGGAAAUCUCAGGGUUGUCAUCAUCAUGGCCAAAGUAUGGCUCCUCGAGAUGCCAGCCCUUGGUCAGAAGUGGGCAAGAACCUGUUGGAGAUCCUGAUGGCACUAAGGACAACCCAUGGAAAACUCGACCUAGAGGGCCUCAGUCUGAGUUUCCGGAAAGAAGACCACUCUUUCUCCGGUUCCCUACCCCCACCCAAGGUCAGGGCUAUAUGUGGAAAGCAUGGAUUAUAUCUAACUUUGAGUCUCCUGGAAACAUUGCUAAACCAUCAAGAUUUGGGUUACCAUGGUGAAAUAAAGUAAGUUGACUUUUUAUUCACAUAUAUCAGUCACUAUUGUGAUACUCUAGCUAAUUUUCUGCAUAUCUUACCGUCUCGGCUGGCUGGGGAUCUUCCUGAGGUAAAAGGAGUUCUGGAGAAGGAAAGGGCCAGACGCCUCAUUCACAACUACAAUCUCAUUUACAACCUGUCCCUGAGCCCUCGGAAAAUCGACCAAGCCUUGAGGAGAUUCCGUGCGGGAGAAAAUAUGCUCUUGGAGCCAGCACUUCGGUACUUAAAGGAGCUAUGA
Molecule: messenger RNA, 1782 nt
Organism: Leptonychotes weddellii (Weddell seal)
Lineage: Eukaryota; Metazoa; Chordata; Mammalia; Carnivora; Phocidae
Source: RefSeq, a predicted model, not a curated record